UUACUUUGUUAGAUAAGAGUUGAAGUUAAGAAGUAAAGAACCUGUUUUAUGAGCAGCGAAUGUCUACUGCGUGACCCCUCACGCAAUACACUCGACAAUGGCGUCAAGUCGCGUGACCCCUCACGCGUUGCCACGUCGUCCUUUGGUAGUGGUAAAUCCUCGCUAACACGUGACAGUACGCGUGACAGUGCACGUGGGCGCUACCACUUGGUAACUGACGUGCUUUUUGAUGAACUAAGGGGAUUAAACGUGUCCUGUAAAACUUCCUCCACUGAAACUGUAGUGAGUGGUGACACAGCAGCGCACUCAGAAGAACCCAAAACCUCUAAACGAAGAAAGGUGCAGUCGAAAAGAGCUCGACAGUACGAGGUUUCCGGUGACCUAGAAACAGGGUCCGGUAACCAAGCAACAAGCUCAACUACAGAAGGCAGCUCUAGUCCUGAAAAUGAGAAUUCUAAUUUAAACUUACUGACGUUCCUAAAUGGACAGGAGAGGGAGAACGGAGACAACGAGGACAGCGGGAACAAGGGCGUGAAAAGAGAGAAAAAAAGUGCAGAAAGAGUUCCUAAUUGCUACAGAAGGUGGGUUGCUCCCCCUGAUGUAAAGGUAGACGGAGGUACGAAUAUCUCCCCCUCUCCAUCUAGAGUCUCCCUCAAUCUCUAUCCUCGCCCUCCUUCCUCACCCUCUCCUGAACACUCCAGAGCUUCGCGGCGGCGGCUCAAACCUCCUCCCUCUCCUCCCUUCCUCCAUCCCUCUCCCCCUCUCCACAGUCACCACCUCCACACAGACCGGAGUGUCCAGACCACAGACUCAGCUCUGCACUGUAUCCGCUGCUCUCGCCUCCUCUCUCCCCCCUGCAACCCCUUCACUCGGCCUCCCUGCCCUGCGUUACCACGUGCUGACAUUGUGCUGGUUAACAGUACCGCUCAUAUCACACACAGUGACUCUCUGUUUAGAGGAGAGUUUGAGGAUAACCUGAUUGAGGAACUGGGGGCUACUAUACAGAAGAUUAAGAGUUAUGAGAAGGAGUAUGUGUACACAGUGAUAGGGGGAGGCUGGGAGUGUCUGGUUGAGAGUGCCGUACAGUUCCACGUGUCCUGUCCUCUUAACGUCACCAGGACUGCUCAACAUAGGAUAGAGGAUGAAGGAGAGGAGGGUAUUAUUGAUAAGAUAACGAGCUUCUUCGAGACUGAUCAGGAGGUCGACUAUAUAUCAGCUCCGUUCAGAUGGGACAAAAAGGAGCUGUUUGCUGGUAUCGAGGAUCCGGACACUUUCUUCAGAUCUUCUCUCCGAUCCUUCCUUACUCAUCACAUUCUGAUACGAACUGACGUCAGCAAAAAGAAGGACACCUCUGAUGGAAUCAAUAUCCGAGCAGGAAAUACUCAAACGAAGGGAGGAAUGAAUUCUCUUGGUUUGAACUACCUGAAGCUGAAAGGAGUCUACACUGACGUGUUUAUUUUACACGACAGACCCUCUACACUGCACAGAAGAAAGGCUUUCAAAGAAGAGGACGAAGAUUCGAAAGUUGUGGACCCCAGAGCUGAGCUAUGGAGCAGUUGGAAACUUUGGUACAAAUUCCAACCCCUCUGGAAAAUACGGAACUAUUUUGGAGAGAAAAUAGCUUUUUACUUUGCUUGGAUAGAACUUUACAUAUUGACGCUCAUCGUCCCCACUAUAUUCGGCAUCGUCUCUUUUAUCUACGGAAUCAGCUACUCAGGAAAAGGUGUCAGCCUAGACGAGGAGAACGUCACAACGGCUCUGUACAACGCGUUUACAAUCUUCAAUAAUCCUCUUACUCCCUGGUUCUCUCUAGCUCUCUGUAUCUGGGGGACUCUCUUUGUGGAACAAUGGAAACGGAGGAGUAACUCCCUCAAGUACGAGUGGGAUGUGAGCAACUUUGAACAACUUGAACCAGACAGACCACAAUUCUACGGAAGUAAGACGAGAAAGAACCCUAUAACUGAGGAGGAGGAGUGGUACUACCCAUUCUACAGACUCUACCUCAAGAUCUCCUUCUCUGUACUCACUAUCGCCUUUAUGGUGUUCCUUGUUAUGGCUUCUACUGUGGGUGUUAUCGUGUUCAGGACUGCCUUCAACGCUGGAAACUACCUGGCCAGUCUUCCAGUUAGGGAAAGUUAUGAAACCGAUGCGGCGUUUGAGGCUGCUACGGCUCUGUCUAAAGAUAAUAACGCUCUCUACACAUCCGUUCUGUCUUCUGUUCUCAACGCACUGGCUAUUAUGUUCCUGGGAUUUGUAUAUGAGAAAUUAGCGUAUAUGCUAACUAACUGGGAGAACCACAGGACGCAAACUGCUUACGAUGAUGCGCUUAUUAUCAAACUAUUCGCAUUCCAGUUUGUUAAUAACUAUGCGUCUCUUAUCUACAUUGCUUUCUUCAAGGAGGAUGUGUCUGAGAAUGGUAUGUUCGGAAUGUCUUCAUGGAAAGACACCUGCGGAUACGAAGAUAGCAACGGAAGGCCUCUCUGCUACCCUAUGCUGGUGAUGCAGGUCGCUGUUCUUAUGAUCCUGAAACCGAUGCCCAAGUUCUUUAAAGAUGUUGUAAUUCCUAUUCUGCUUACUUUGUGGGCUAAAUUCAGAAACAAUGUGCUACCCAGAGACAGUAAUGAUAAUAUAGAGGCAGUUAAUGCGGGUCCGGAAAAGACAAAAGAGCUGAUUGAUAUUAUUGAGGAGGACAGGAAACUUCUCGCUGGAGAUACUGAUUUCACGCUGUCUGAGUACACCGAGAAGUGUAUAAUGUACGGUAUUAUCAUGCUGUUUGGCACUGUGUUCCCUCUAGCGCCUCUAGUCGCUCUUAUCUGUAACAUGGUGGACGUCAGAGUGGACGGUUACAGAAUACUCUGGAAAAACAGAAGAUACAUUGCACAGCGUGCUGAGGAUAUUGGUAUUUGGCAGUAUAUUCUAGAAUUUCUGAACAUGGUGGGUGUUGUGGUGAACUCUCUUAUCUUAGCCUUCACUCUGAAGGGAAGCAGCUCUAUUUUAUUCAAACCAGAUGUUGAGGGAUCGAACAUCAACUCAUAUGAACCGUGGAUGGUAGCGUUUGCAUUUGAACACGUGUGUUUUGCACUGAAGUUCAUUGUUUCCUACGUUAUUCCUGACGUGCCCAGUGACGUGCAGUUCAAGAUGAGAAAGGAACAAUUCCAAGUAAACCAGCUCUUUGAGAAGGGACCAACUAAGAAGGACAGUACUGGAGCUAACGGUAACCCUACAGUGUAGUUACCAUGGUUAACAUGUAGUUACUAACGGUAACCCUAAAGUGUAAUUACAAUGGUUACUAUGUAGUUACUAACGGUAACCCUACAGUGUAAUUACCAUGGUUACUAUGUAGUUACUAACGGUAACCCUAAAGUGUAAUUACAAUGGUUACUAUGUAGUUACUAACGGUAACCCUACAGUGUAGGGAAAAAAAUAUUAAAGUUGUUACUCAUUGUUACUGAGUCUCAACCUGAGGUGACAAUUGUUAUAUAUCUUUAACUUCUCAUUUAAACGAUAUUAUGAUGAAUUUUUAAAAGCUUUGUAAAUGAGGAAAGCGAUUUACGAACGGUAGUUUUUUUUGCUUGAAGUUUUGGUUUUUUUCUAGUAUAUUAGCAUAUGCUACAGUUCUAAUGUUACUAAAGUUACGAUGUAGUUACUAUGGUUACUAUUAAGUUACUGUGAUGACUAAAUAGUUACCACGGUAACCAUGUAGUUAAUAAAGUAUCUAUGUAGUUACUAUGGUAACUGUUUAGUUACUAUGGUUACUAUUUAGUUACUAAAGUAACUGUUGUACGCUGAUGUUGAGGGUAAUGACAGUCUAUGAUUUUGUAUAGGACAGUGAAUUUAUAUAUUACAUGAUAUUGAUAAUCUAGCUUUAUUUUUAGUUUUUAAUUUCACUAAACUUUUUUAUCUAAUCUGAUUUUUGUGCUUAGUAACUAUGGUAGCUGUUAUCAUGGUAUUUAAACUGUCAUGGUAGCUGUUUCCAUAGUAACGGAUGCCACAACUCAAUCAAGUUUGAUCAGAUCUGUUUUCAGUUUUGUCUCUUAUCGUGGUUAUUGUAGUUAUUGUGUUACGAUGAUGCGUUGCCAUGGUAACUGUUUCCACGUGUAUUUGUUACGCGUCCUCUUAGUCCUAUUUUUACCCAAUAAUUUAUUUUCUACGUCACAAAGAACAUUUCUAUUUUCAAUUUUGCCCGCUAAUGGUCGAAUUCGGACAAUUAUUAUGAAAUCCGCUAAAUAAGUAUAUUGGCAAUAUUAAAAGUAUAAAAGUAUUAACCUAAUAUAACGAUAGUUUUGAUUUUAAAUACUUUAUAUGGGUUUAAACCUAAUACGGGUUUUACCAAAUUGUUUAUGAAUUUAAUGGAAAUGUCUUUGAAAUUAAACAUCAUACCUCAUUGAGACUUUAAUGUAAAUAGCACGGUUUGUAGUUAAUGAGCAUGCCCAUUAGAAUUGUAAAUCUUCUUUUAGCUGAACCAAAUCUUAAA
Molecule: messenger RNA, 4474 nt
Organism: Bolinopsis microptera
Lineage: Eukaryota; Metazoa; Ctenophora; Tentaculata; Lobata; Bolinopsidae
Product: anoctamin-7-like
Exons: 20
Coding region: 49-3231 (1060 amino acids)
Biological process (GO): chloride transmembrane transport
Cellular component (GO): plasma membrane
Molecular function (GO): chloride channel activity; protein dimerization activity
Source: RefSeq, a predicted model, not a curated record